Ornithodoros turicata is the source of this 4437-nucleotide messenger RNA. RefSeq lists its product as uncharacterized. Gene Ontology annotation, biological process: DNA integration. Bases 1 to 4437 code for a protein of 1478 amino acids. The transcript has a single exon. Gene Ontology annotation, molecular function: nucleic acid binding; zinc ion binding. The record is from RefSeq and is a predicted model, not a curated record. Lineage: Eukaryota; Metazoa; Arthropoda; Arachnida; Ixodida; Argasidae.
AUGGUCAUGGAGAUCGGCAAAUUAGUUGAGAUAGGCGAGAAGCUUGGAUUGCAAGGGCGUGAGCUUCAGGAAUGGAUAAAUCAGGAGAGGACUAGAGAUCGCGAGGAGCGGGCUCUAGAACGAGAGCGCAUGAGGGAGGCCGAAGCCAAGGCUAUAGAAGCACACGAAAGAGAGCGAGAAAUUUUGGAAAUGAAGCUGCGGCUUUCCGAAAAAGGUUCCCCCCAAGUGAGUGGGUCGGACGAAGGACAGAUGGUUCCGCCAUCGUCUCAGUUUCAGGGAAUUAGUCCCCAUAAGUUGAUGUCAGCGUAUGACGAAAAGAAAGAUGAUUUAGAUGCAUAUUUGAUGCGUUUUGAACAAAUAGCCGAUGGUCAGAAGUGGCCUAAGGAGCAAUGGGCAGCGGCAUUGAGUAUGUGCCUUAGCGGAGAAGCUUUGAGCGUGUUUGGGAGGUUACCAGCAAGCGAUUGCAACGACUACGUGAAGCUGAAAGAGGCCUUGCUGAGUAGAUUCCGUUUGACGGAAGACGGUUUUCGUGGCAAAUUCCAAACCGCACCACCCGUAGAUGGGGAAACGGCGGGUCAGUACCUCGCUAGGCUAGAUAACUACUGGGAAAGAUGGUUGCAGCUAGCAGGAACAAAGAAAGAAUAUGAAGAUGUCAAAGAACUGAUGAUCCGCGAAAGGUUUUUAGAACGAUGCGACCCGAAGCUGGCGUUGUUCAUCAAAGAGAGGAAGCCGAAGAGCCGAAAAGACCUGUCCGAAUUAGCGAACCAGUUCAUGAACGCGCAGGGGCGUACAAACCUAGGGAAGAAAAUUAGCGAAAGCGGAGUUCCGGAGAAGCAAGUUGCUCCCGUGUCGGGAAAAACCGGAGCCGAUGGGAAAGGCGCAAGCCCAGGUGUAGCACAGCGGCAGCGAUGCCUGAUCUGCAAUAGGCUCGGGCACAAGGCCUCUAAUUGUCGUACAAAUGUACCUAGAGGAGCCUCAGAUAUAAUUUGCUACAGGUGUGGACGUCGUGGGCACAAGAGCUCGGAGUGCAGGAGUACAAAUACUGCGAAGAAGGAUGGAACUGAAAAUUCGGUAUCCACAUGCGUUCAGGGAGGAUAUGUUGAACUCAAGAGCGGGGAGAAGGUGCCCGUGGUAAACGUUGCGUCCAAGGACAAACGUCCACCAGAGGAGAACAACUUGCCUGUUGUGGAAGGCAUUAUAGACGGCAAACGCGUCAAAAUUCUCCGAGAUACAGGGUGUAACACUGUCAUCGUUAACAAAGCACUGAUUACGCCCGAGCAGCUGACGGGAAAGACGAUGACUGUGUUCCUACUUGAUCGCAAGGUCAGAAUGUUACCUGUUGCCACCGUUCACAUUCAGUCACCGUACUACACGGGGGAGCUUGAGGCAGGAUGCAUGGAGGAUCCUUUAUUUGACGUUAUACUUGGGAAUGUGCCCGGAAUACGACGCGUUGAGGAACAAGACCCACACUGGGAAACCGAACCUGGCAAUGCAGAAGACACUGGUUCAAAGGAACAAGACGUUCCCGAACUAGAAGGGAAUACACCGAGCGUGGGAGGUGGCCAGCAAGAAAUCCCUCCUAAGAUACUUGCGGUAACUACGCGACAACAGUCCCGAAAGCAGAGGGAAGAUUUCCGGCAGUUGAGAAGUCCACUCCUAAGCGAGGGCAUAGUGACCGAAGAUUUCGGUAAAGAGCAGAAGGACGACCCGACUUUGCAAAAGUUUUUUGCUUCCAUCGGAAAACAAUUCCAAAGCAAGAACCGGCGUCAGGGCAGCUACCUAUUUUUUGAGGAAAACGAUUUGCUUCAUCGGAAGUAUAAAUCGUUUGUUGGGGAGACAACAAUUCAGCUAAUGGUACCUCAAAAAUUCAGGCUUACGGUCUUGGAGUUGGCACACAAUGGAAUAAUGGCCGGACAUCAAGGGGCAAAACGCACGGCUGAGAGAAUUAUGACAGAAUUUUACUGGCCAGGACUGCAGUCGGACGUGAAAAGGUUUGUCCGAACGUGCGACAUUUGCCAGAGGACCAGUGACAAAGGCAGGACGCGACCUUUGCCACUAGGGAAAAUGCCUAUCAUCGACACUCCAUUCAAAAGAGUGGCCAUCGAUAUCGUCGGACCGAUAAAACCACCGUCGGAAAGGGGCAAUCGCUACAUACUUACUGUCGUCGACUAUGCUACCAGAUUUCCGGAAGCCGUUGCUUUGCCAAGUAUCGAAACAGAAAGAGUAGCUGAAGCUCUACUGAACGUAUUUUCCCGGGUUGGAUUGCCAGAUGAAAUACUCAGCGACAGGGGAUCCAACUUCACUUCCGACCUGAUGAGGGAGAUCAGUCGGCUGCUAUCAGUUCGCCAGCUCACCACAACGCCAUACCACCCGAUGGCCAACGGUCUCGUAGAGAAGUUCAAUGGAACACUGAAGAAGAUGCUGAAGCGAAUGUGCCAUGAGCGCCCACGGGACUGGGAUCGCUAUUUGUCACCCCUUUUAUUUGCAUAUAGGGAGGUGCCACAGGCAAGCCUGGGAUUUUCCCCAUUUGAGCUUUUGUACGGCCGAAAGAUGAAGGGGCCGUUGGCAAUUUUGAAACAGUUGUGGGGCGGAGCGCAGAUUGAUGAAGAGGUGAAGACGACGUAUCAGCAUGUAUUGGAUCUGCGUGACAAGCUCGAAGAGACUUGUCAAAUCGCCCACGAGGAGCUGGAGAACGCGUCGCAGCGAUACAAGAAGUAUUAUGACACGAGAAGCAGAGACCGACAGCUCCAGGUUGGAGACGAAGCCCUACUGUUACUUCCGACGGAGGGAAAUAAAUUAAUGAUGCAAUGGAAAGGACCCUUCAAAAUAACUGAAAAGAAGGGAGAAGCUGACUAUGUUAUCGACCUCGGACACAAAAAGAAGCUGUUUCAUGCGAACAUUCUGAAGAAGUAUGAACAAAGAGAAACCACGACACAAGUAAACGCCAUGUUGGCAUCAGUGGCUGCGAGGGAUGAGUGCGAAGACCACGUGGACGUCGACGUGGAGGUUCCUACUACGUUAGGAGCAACGAGAGAAGAUUGCCGAGAUGUAAUCGUCGGUGAGGGGCUAAGCACACAGCAGAGAAGUGACGUGCGAAACCUAACGACGGCGUAUCAAGAAAUAUUUUCCGACCUGCCCGGCUCCACUAAUUUGGUGGAAUGCAACUUACAGACGGCAACAGACUGUCCGGUGCACGUCAAGCAAUAUCCCCUUCCGUUCGCUGUACGAGGUGAGGUUGAGAGGGAGUUGGAGGGAAUGCUUCAGCUGGGAAUUAUUGAGAAGUCCAACUCUCCCUACCAUUCUCCAGUUUUGAUCGUAAAGAAAUCCGACGGAUCAAACAGGGUCUGUAUUGAUUUCCGAAGACUCAACGACAUCCUCGUUGCAGACGCAGAGCCCAUUCCCAGGUCGGAUUGCCUAAUUGCAGAGGUUGGCUCUCGCGUAUAUUUCACCAAACUCGACCUUGCCAAGGGAUAUUGGCGGAUUCCCAUCAAUGAGGAGUCAAAACCAAAAACCGCAUUUUCGACACCAAGUGGCCUGUAUCAGUUCAAGUACAUGCCGUUCGGUUUGAAGACAGCACCAGCGGUAUUUGCAAAACUCAUGCGAGAAGUGCUGCAGGGAAUCCCCAAUGUGCAACAUUACUACGAUGACGUACUCAUCGCGACUGAUACGUGGGAAGAACACGUUCAGACCCUGAACGAAGUUUUCAGGAAGAUUAGAGAAGCAGGACUAACGGUACGACCAAAAAAGUGCGAAAUUGGGUUCACUGAGCUGUCAUUCUUGGGACACAAGAUUGGUCACGGGAAACAAAGCCCUGUCUCAGCCACAUUGGAAAAAAUCAAGAAUGCGCCGAGGCCGAAGACAAAGACGCAGGUCCGGUCGUUUUUAGGACUGACUGGCUACUAUCGACAAUUCAUCCCUAACUAUUCGUCGAUUGCUGCGCCGCUGUCAGACCUGACAAAGAAACGAGAGAAAACCCACGUAAAAUGGGGAGAAGAUCAAGAACGGUCGUUCUGUACGCUCAAAGCGCAUCUUGCUGAGGCACCAAUUUUGCAGUUGCCCGAUUUCACGAAGCCGUUCAUUCUUCGAACAGACGCCUCUGACACAGGCUUAGGAGCGGUUCUACUUCAACAGGGUUCCGAUGAUCUUCACCCAGUAGGAUAUGCCAGUAGAAAGUUAAUAGACCGAGAGCGGGCGUACUCAACCAUUGAGAAAGAGUGCCUCGCUAUUGUCUGGGCAAUCAGACAUUUUCACAUAUUUCUGUAUGGGACCCAGUUUGUUAUUCAAACCGAUCAUCAGCCGCUUAGAUACCUUGACAGCGCGAAGUACAUGAAUACUCGAGUGCUCCGUUGGGCACUAGCUGUGCAAGAGUAUGAUUUCAAAGUCGAGGGCAUCAAGGGCAAAGAUAAUGUCGGUGCCGACUACUUAAGUAGAACCUAA